GCAAAAUGAAUGGGAAAAGAAUCGAGCACGCUGUAAACUCCGGUGAUGGCUCUCCUGCAAGGCCAUGGUGGCGCCUCGCAGAGAGAGCCCACGAGAGGAAUGUGAAGCUGGAAGGGAGACGAAGAUGUGGAGCAGAAGAAACAAAACGGCCAGGUGCAGCGGCUGCGACGUGCUACUGGUCGUACCGCCGCAAGCUCGGGCCAUUCGCUGCGCCGCCUGCCUCGCCAUCACCGACGUGGGGAGCUCCCAAGACCCUGUCCGGCAAGCCAUGGGCUUCCUCAAGUCCGUGGUCAUGAACAUCUCCAAUGGCAUCGGCUCCCUCAACUCUUCGUCGUCGAGCAGCGGCUCCAGCUCCCAAGGCUAUCCCAUCACUAGUCCGCCGCCGAGCUUUCCCCGGGUGCGGGGCAAGAAGAGGGCGGUUCUCGUCGGCAUAAGCUACGUCGGGCGGCGGUACGAGCUCAAGGGGACGGUGAAUGACGUGAACUGCAUGAGGUACCUGCUGAUUGAGAGGCUUGGGUUCCCUGCGGAAGGCAUCCUGGUCCUCACCGAGGAGGAGAGGGGCCCGUCCCGGGUGCCGACGAAGGAGAACCUGCGGAUGGCGAUGCGGUGGCUGGUGAGCGGGUGCGAGAGCGGCGAUUCGCUCGUGUUCCACUUCUCGGGCCACGGCGUGCAGCGGCUGGACCCCAGCGGCGACGAGGUGGACGGCUUCGACGAGGCGCUCUGCCCCCUAGACUUCGAGGCCAACGGCACCAUCCUGGACGACGAGAUCAACGAGACGCUCGUCCGGCCGCUCCCCCGAGGCGUCAAGCUCCAUGCGCUCGUCGAUGCCUGCCACAGUGGCACCGUCCUCGACCUCCCCUACCUCUGCCGAUUAUCCAGGGCAGGGUAUUACCAGUGGGAGGAUCACAACCCACCAUCAGGUACAUGGAAGGGCACGAAUGGGGGAUUGGCUAUUUUGCUCAGUGGUUGUGAUGACCACCAGACUUCUGCAGAUACCUCGGCUUUGGCAGGCUCGACAACUACGGGUGCCAUGACUUAUAGUUUCAUACAAGCCAUUGAGAAUGAACCAGGAACUACUUACGGUCGCCUGUUGACAGCCAUGCGCUCUGCUAUUCGGGAGGCCAGCACAGGCAUUCGCAUGAGUGGCCCAAUUGUUUCUCUUAUGAGGAAGGUGUUCAACUUUGGGUUAACCCAGGAGCCUCAGCUAUCUUCUUCAGAGAUGUUUGACAUUUACCGCAAGCCAUUUCUCCUGUAGAGAGAGAGAGAGAGAGAGAGAGAAUUUAAAGUAUAUCUUUGUGCUUCAAUACAUAUUUCACAGCCACUAAUACAUCCUGGACCACCAUUUUUCUUUGUGA
Musa acuminata subsp. malaccensis (wild Malaysian banana) is the source of this 1355-nucleotide messenger RNA. RefSeq names its product metacaspase-1. Gene Ontology annotation, molecular function: cysteine-type endopeptidase activity. The record is from RefSeq and is a predicted model, not a curated record. Gene Ontology annotation, biological process: proteolysis. Lineage: Eukaryota; Viridiplantae; Streptophyta; Magnoliopsida; Zingiberales; Musaceae.